Messenger RNA from Hibiscus syriacus, 639 nucleotides. RefSeq names its product chaperone protein DnaK-like. The coding region runs from base 1 to 639 and encodes 212 amino acids. Lineage: Eukaryota; Viridiplantae; Streptophyta; Magnoliopsida; Malvales; Malvaceae. The record is from RefSeq and is a predicted model, not a curated record. Gene Ontology annotation, molecular function: ATP binding; ATP-dependent protein folding chaperone. The transcript is spliced from 3 exons.
AUGAGGAAAAUAUACCUUGCUAUCCUCCUCCUCAAAGAUAGCAUCAGCAAGAACUCUAUAAUUCUCCGAUUCUUAGCUCUCAAUUUUUGUCAUACAGCUUUAGAAGCUUCUUCAAAACUGGGAUUUCCAGCUGCAUUGGUGGUUGAUUCCUAUGAAGCACGGGGACGGCAAAGGAGUCCCAUUUCAAAGACGGUCAAAGCUUAUCUGGAAUGUUUCGGGGACGUCCCCGAGAUAAUUACCACCGACAAGAAUUACUCGGGCGGAGAAGAAGAAAUCACUAGCCGAAGACGGAGGAGGAGUCGUUGGAACCCUCCUUUGGAUUCGAACAAAAAACAGAACAGGAUUGGUGAGACAGGAGCUGCUAUUCAAGGUGGUAUCCUUCAAGGUGAUGUUAAGGAGCUGCUUCUGUUGGAUGUAACUCCUCUGUUAGAAACACUUGGAGGAAUUUCCACUAGGCUGAUCAACAGAAAUACAUCCAUCCGUUUGAACAAAAAUGGGUACGAUGGGCAGAUGAUGAGCUUUAGCCGUGAUUCAGCUCCCCUAUUUCCGAAAAGGAAGAAAAGAAACAAAAGGAAGAAGAAGCGGCAGCGGGGUGGAGAAAGUAGGGUUUAUAGAAUUUUUGGUAUAAUUUCUAUUUGA